Molecule: messenger RNA, 1979 nt
Organism: Dicentrarchus labrax (European seabass)
Lineage: Eukaryota; Metazoa; Chordata; Actinopteri; Moronidae
Gene: lmo2
Product: LIM domain only 2 (rhombotin-like 1)
Exons: 3
Coding region: 557-1036 (159 amino acids)
Biological process (GO): positive regulation of transcription by RNA polymerase II
Cellular component (GO): nucleus
Molecular function (GO): DNA-binding transcription factor binding; transcription coactivator activity
Source: RefSeq, a predicted model, not a curated record
UCUCUUUAAGACCGAUUUCCCCCCAUUGUCAAACAGUCGUGAGCAGGAAGAGGGAAACGAAAGCACAGACCGAGGGGGGCCCGACGUAUUUAAACACGAUGCUGCUGCCGCACAGUAACGGAGGCUUCACGGGGAGGAGCGCGUCUGCAGCCCGCUCACUGGAAAAGACGCACGCACACGGAGAUCCACGCAAGUGAUCUUUUGACCGGAUUUGUGGUGUUUUUUAAAAUUUUUAAAUAACGGGACUGUUCAACUCAAAGUCGCUGCAGGAUGAUUAAAUAUACUUGAGAUGACAUGGAAGUGUCACCGCGGGUUAUUGGCUCAGGAAAUGAUGACAGUGUCCUCCAUCAUUGCUUAGCUGCUUAGAGCGAAAUUUUCUUGUCUUGCGGCCAUUUCCACGGGACUCAGUUGCUUGUUAAUUCAAAACAGCCUAACCCGGGGUGUAACGGAGGCUGUGGGAGCAGGUGCAGCGCGUCUUCGCUUCAGUCUGCCCGCAGGCUUCACAGGUAGCCGGCUGUGGACUCAUCUGGAUCAGGCUGGACAUCAUAAGUCAGAAAUGACAUCCACUAUAGAGAGGAAGACGCUGGAAGCCAACGAGGAGCCGGUGGACGAGGUCCUUCAGAUGCCACCAUCUCUGCUCACAUGUGGUGGGUGUCAGCAGAGCAUCGGUGACAGAUUCUUCCUAAAGGCCAUCGAGCAGUACUGGCACGAGGAUUGCCUGAGCUGCGACUUGUGUGGCUGCCGACUCGGGGAGGUGGGCCGCCGGCUCUAUUACAAGCUGGGAAGAAAAUUAUGUCGGAGAGAUUACCUCAGGCUUUUCGGUCAGGACGGUCUCUGUGCUUCCUGUGAGAAGAGGAUUCGGGCGUUUGAGAUGACGAUGCGAGUGCGCGACAAGGUGUACCAUCUGGAGUGCUUCAAAUGUGCCGCCUGCCAGAAGCACUUCUGCGUGGGUGACCGCUACCUGCUCAUCAACUCAGACAUUGUGUGUGAGCAGGACAUCUUUGAGUGGACCAAAGUCAACAACAACAUGGUUUAGCAGAAUAUCUUGCUCAAGACGAAGGAGCGUCACCCUGCCUUUUCCCGUCGGCUCUAAAGGGAAUAAAUCAUUGAUAAACAGACGAUUGGUAACAUGUGCAGGCUUUAUCAUGCCUCUGACAUUUACAUGGAAUCAUUUUAACAUAACAGCAAAUGCUACAUCUGCUCCUACGACUGGAGAUUGCACCAGCAAGAACAGAAACCUUUUCAUCAUGUAAAGCUUCGUUCUUAAAAGCAAAAAAUACUUAAACACUGAAAAUACUUAAGAAUGCAAUAAUAGUUGUUCGUUAUACACACUGGGAUUUUUGAACUUCAGCAAUGAACAAAAACAAAAUCUUUUUUCAAGUUUCUUGUAGUCAAAAACUGUUGCAUCACCUCAGUCUGGUCUGAAAUGUUCAAUAAAGAUUUCAGUACGUUAUAUUUUAUGGGUCUGUAAUUUCCUAAGAAGAACUUUGUAAUUUGGUAAUAAUUAUAAGGAAUUGCUCAAUUUAAACGCAAGUAAAUAUAUUCAUAUUAUUCAUUCAUUAUUGAAAGCUUAAUUCCCCACAUGUUAAUUAGUAAGCUUGCCUGUGGACAAAAAUCACCAUUGCAUGUUCAGCUUACCUGCUGCACUUACUGAAGACUUAUACGCUGUUUCUGUUUUCUAUAUGACUAAUAUAACAUUACUAAGACUUGAGGAGGAAAUUACAGACCUGUAAAAUAAGACAUUACCUGACUUUAAUAUUAUGAAUGGAAUACAAUGUCCAUUUUGCAAAGUCCUGAUCAGAAUGAUUGUACUGUAUUGCCAGGUUGAACUGGUGGCGCCCUCUAGUGACGAGGGAACCCAUGCAAUACUAACUUUACUGACUUUUGUAACUGUUACAACUCUCUGGACAUGCACCCAAGUCUUUUUGGAUAUUUACUUGUCAGUUUAUUAAAUAAAUUGCAAUUUAGAGAAACAUUGA